Molecule: messenger RNA, 1488 nt
Organism: Arctia plantaginis
Lineage: Eukaryota; Metazoa; Arthropoda; Insecta; Lepidoptera; Erebidae
Source: the annotation of a GenBank genome assembly
AUGUUGUUUGAGAUAAUAAUAUUAGUACUAACCACCAUUGUGGGCUAUUACCUUUAUGCUUAUAAGAGAAUUCAUACCCACUUUAAACAGAGAGGUGUCAAAUUUAUCCCAGGAGUCCCAUUGUUUGGAAAUGUGUUGGGCCUAACAUUUUUAAAGAAGCAUUUUUUCGAUGAAUUAGAUGACGUUUACAAUGCAUUUCCUAAUGAAAGAUACGUGGGUUUCCUAGAGUUCACAUUACCAGUGAUCUUGGUUCGAGACCCAGAGUUGAUCAAAACUAUCGUUGUUAAAGAUUUUGAUCACUUUACUGACCAUAGGGAAAUAUUAAGUGAGGAAUUGGACCCGCUUUUCGCUGGGAGCUUGCUGUUGAUGAAGGGAGAAAAAUGGCAUGACAUGAGGACAACUCUCAGCCCAGCCUUCACUUCUUCCAAGAUGAAAUACAUUUUACCUUUAAUGUCUGAUAUCACUAACAAUAUAGUGGAAUAUUUGUAUGAACAACAGGGCCAGGACAUCGAUGUGGACGAUUUGAUGCGCCGGUAUACCACUGAUGUCAUUGCAUCAGCAGCUUUUGGACUUCAAGUCAACUCACUGAAGGACAGAGACAAUCAGUUCCACAAGAUGGGAAACGAACUCUUCGACUUAACUAUUAGACAAAGGUUGCUGUUUAUCUUGGUUACUCAGUUUCCACAAUUUGGCAAGAAACUUGGCAUUCGAAUAUUCUCAGACAGGGCUUACGAUUUCUUUUCUAACAUUGUUGCAACUUCUAUGGAAUACAGAAAAAGGGAGAAGAUAGAACGACCCGAUAUGAUCCAAUUGCUGAUGGAGGCUAAAAGAGAAUGGACUCCAGAAGAGAUAACCAGCCAGGCUUUUAUUUUUUUCUUCGCUGGCUUUGAAACUUCAGCAUCAGCUUUAGUGAUGGCUAUUCACGAACUUGCUCUUAAUCCGGACAUACAAGACAAGUUGUACCAGGAAUGCAGAAAAUACAAGGAACACAGAGUGCUAGCUUUUGAAAACUUGACUGAAAUGAAAUAUUUGGAUGCAGUCAUUAAUGGCAUUUUAAGGAAAUGGUCUCCAGCUAUCAUAUUGGAUAGAACUUGCACUAAAGCUUACGAAUUGCCUCCACCCAGACAAGGUGGUAAACCUUACCUGGUGAAACCUGGUGAUAUUUUAUACAACUCGGUGAACUCGAUUCAUAUGGAUCCUAAAUAUUGGGCUGAUCCGCACAAGUUCGACCCUGACCGGUUUCUGGAAGAGAAUAAAGUUAAAAUUAAGCCUUUUACUUUUACUCCCUUUGGAGGUGGUCCUCGGGCCUGCAUUGGUGUUAGAUUUGCAAUGAUGAUGUUGAAGGUACUUCUAUUUAACAUAAUCUUAAACUUAAAGAUUAUAAAGACAUCAAAAACUUCAGAAAUCAUCAAACUGAAGCCACACAACUUCAACAUCAGAGCUGUCAACGGAACAUUUGUGCGGUUUGAAAAGAGAAUAUUGGAAUGA